UCUCUCUCCAAUUCCACCAUACCAAUUCACGCCCACACCACACCACACCAAUCCAAUUCGAUUUACACCAAUCCAAUCCAACAAUGCCCCCUCCACAAAACCACCAAUAAUGCCCCCAAGUCCAACCCAAACCCACCUCACCCAAUCCCAAAUAUCCAAGUUCAUCACAUCGCAUAUCCGCUCCCUGAACCUCCUUCCGCACGAGACGGUCGAGGGAAAGGAAUUGAUUGGGGUUUGUUUGGAGGGUCUUUCGGGAUUUGAGAAAGAGGAGGAAUUUGUUGGAGAAGAAGAGGGAGCGGGAGGGAAGGGAUUGGGAGGGAAGGGAUUGGGAGGGAAGGGAUUGAUAGGGAAGGGAUUGAUAGGGAAGGGAUUUGGAGAAAGAUAUAAAGCGGAUAGAGAGAGGAUCGUGCGGGGGAUUAGGUGUAUGAAGAUUGCGGGGGUGCUUAGGAUGUUUAGAUUUGGGGAUGGGGAGGGGGAGGGGAGGGUGGUGGGGUUUAGGUUGAGUGAUAAGCGGCAGAGUGGGAACAAUGAGGAGGAGGGGAAGGGUGAGGAAGAGGUGCUGAGGAUGGAGGAGGUUGGUUUGGGGGAGGGGGUGGAUGGUUAUGUGGUGGAUGGGGAGAAUAAUGAAGGGAGAGGGCAGGACGUGGAGGGGGGAGGGGAUGAGGAUGAGGAUGAGAGUUAUAGACCGCUAGAAGAGGAGACGCAAGAGGAUGAGACGCAAGAAGUGGAUACGCAAGAAGAGGUGGAGAUAUAUGCGCAUGAGGACGUGGAUGAGAGUUAUAGACCACAAGAAGAGGAGACGCAGGAAGAGGAAACGCAAGAAGAACAGACGCGAGAAGAGCAGACGCAGGAAGAAGAAGGUGCCCCGAGGGCAAGGAACACCGCAAGUCACGAAUGCCUAGAAGACAUUGGAGCAGAGGCGACUGCUGAGAGGUCCCAACUGUCCGAAGUGCCGUCUCUUGAAUUGCACAGAACCAGCGAGCAGGAGUCAAUUGAUCACGCAAAUCAAAUUCGCCGACAUAAAGAAGCAUAUAACGCCAUGGCAGCCAAUGCUGUACCUCUCAUCUCUCCUCCCUCCGAACAACCCUCCAUGCAAACCCCAUCACGAAAGAGAGCCCGCCCUUUCGAAGUAGCAGCCAGUGAUGAUAGCAGCAGUUUCGAUCCCAUCAGUCCCCAGAGAUAUGCGAACUCCACACCAAGACGUAGCGCAAAGAGAAUGCGUGCUGGCACAUCAUUGAGCGGGUCUCGACGAACAAGUGCGCCCGGAAGACUAUUUGCUUCGACUCGGAAGUGUGGAAGCCUGUCUGGCUUCGAGAAUCUGAAGUUAAGUGGGAGUCAUGGUAAAAGCUUCGGGGCGUUUGGACUCAAUGGCACGGCGAAUAUUUGCUUAAAGGAGGAGAAGAAGAAGGAUAAUUCUAGUGUGGAAGUUCGUGAGAUUGUCCGGGAUCUUCGCGACAAGUACCCUGACAGCAAAUUCGACACAGAUAAUGGGAUGAUAAAAUGCCUUGACUGUGAUCGGUCGCUAAAACCUACAUUCCAUGGUGUGGAGACUCAUGUAAGGGGUAAAGCACACCAGAACAAUAUCAAAGAGAAGAUCUCAAAUCCAGUGUCGAAGCAGAUGGCUUUCAAGGACACUACUUUGUUUCCACCGAAAGCAAUGGAUCUGGGAAUUGAUUUCAAUAUCCCUCAGCAGCCGCUGGCGGUUUAUGCUCAGAGAGCAGCUCAAAACUUGGCAGCUACGAGAGCCCAGUAUCUGAGUGCUCUGGAAAACGAGAAUCAUGCGGGCUCGAUACGGAUGUCGGUUUUAGAGUCACGGCAAGAGAAGGCUGAAAAGCAGAAUACUGCAAAUAUGGAGAAGUUGAAGUCUAGUGUCGUUACAUCUGAGGAGAAAGUCAAGACUCUAUCACAAGAUGUGACAGAGAAGUUGGGGGCCUCUGAACAGAGGACGAGGACUCAAUUACUGGAAGUUAAGAAGCGACUUGAAUCUGUUGAAGAGAAAAACGAUGGCCAGUUGAAGAGUAUAGAGGCUCGUAUCGAGAAGACUGCAGAGGAUUGCGAGUUUAGAAUCGACAAGCUUUUCACGUCCGUGGCUAAGUCAGACCACCGCAAUAUUGACAAUAUUGACGAUCUGAAGGCAAAUCUGCGGAAACUGGAUGAGGGCACUGAAGAGCAAUUGUCUGAGCUGCGGGCCAAGAUCAUGGAUUUGGAAGGGAUGAAUUCAGCAUCGCAGCGUGAUGAUCUCGAGGCCAGCAUCAGAGAACUAGAGAACUCCGACCUAGAAUCCAGAAGCAUCCAUGCAAAGAUGGAGAGUCGACUUAACGAUAUCGAGCACAGCAUCCGAGAAACAGAAAAUCAUGUAUUCGCAGUCGAAGCCCGACUAAGCGACCUACAAAUCUCCCACGAGCAAGUCAAAAUCACCCAUUCCGAACUCCAGGUCCGCAUCGAAGAACUCGAAGGAGCGAAUGCACAUAAGGAGGAAGCCAUACAUGACCUGGAAGCCAACCUGCAAAUGCUCACUGAAGAUCUCCAGAGGCAGAGAGAUGGCAAUCUUCAUUACCAGAAGACAAUCAAGGAUCAGGUUGAAGCGCAUUUCCUGUUCAUGGAGAUAUCGAACCGGGAUGCAGCGAAAGCAACUGCUAAACGUGAAGAAGAGACGAAAGAGCGGGAACGUGUGAUGGAAGAGAGGAUGAUGAAUAUAUUUGAGAGGAGGCUAGAGAGGAUAGAGAGGAAGAAUGAGGAGGAGAGAGAAGCUAGCAACAAGAAGAUUCAGAGGUUGAGGGAGAAGAAUAGGGAGUUGCAGGGCGAACUGGGUGAGUUGCAAGCGAGGGUUGUGCCGCUGAUCUUUGAGGAUGCGCAGGAUAUGAAGGAGAAGCUUAUUGGUGUUGAGGAGAAGGUUGAGGCGUUGGAGGGGUUGGCUGUCAAGAUGAAGAUGGGUGGGCGGGUCUUGGAGCCGAGGGGGAGAGUGGGGAGUGAGGGUGUGGAGAGGAGGGAGGUGACUGUUUGAUGGAUGGCUUUAUUUUUCUGGAUUUGUUUGGUUUGACUGGGUUAGGCUUGGCUUUUGUUUUUGGAUACCCUUUUUGAAUAAUUAGGAGUUGGGGACUAUGGCGUAGCCGUGGAUGGCUACUGGCCAAUUCUUCGAUGCCUUUUGGAUAUCUGGUAUCUUCUAUCUUCAGGAUAGACUGUACAAAGAAACAGGUGUCAAUUAUUGAUAUCAUGUAUCUUAGAAUUUUGCCGCUUUGCAGCGUUUGGUACAGAUCGUUCGAUAUAGGAAUAUUGACAUGAGCAACUUCUAUUUCCGUCUUUGGACCUGAGCCAUCGCUGCGUGAGCUAGGCUGAAUGAGCAAGAGGUGAGCCGUGGUAACAAAUUAGGGGGCAGAAGUCUAUGCGUUCAGGGCAUUUUUUCCUUUUUAAAAAUUUGAACUUAUCUAAAUAUUAUUGUAAUAUUCUCGCAAGACUUCUUCAUGGGAAAGGCUAAGAAUAUUGAUUUCCAAUAAGAUAAUAGUUAUGACAGCGAAUUUCUCGGAAGCCGAGCUGAUCAUACCAGUACAGCCUCGAUGAAAGAGAAGAGUGAGUUAAGAGGUCUCACGGAUUUUUGAAUCUUCAACCUCGAAUCCACCAAAGCAAAAAGUCUCUCAAAUUCAAGAACGCUUCGUUCCCCACCCCCCGAAAGUGUGAAAACAAGAAGGUCCAAACUACGCAGCAUUUUCUCUUUGUGAAUUGGCAUCGUAUCCACAUCAUCCGGUAACACUCGAUUCAUAAUCCAAAGCUUGGUUCCAAACUUUUCCAUGGCUGGAAUUAGAGGUCUCAAGAUACUCACACAAUCAGCGUCACGCCAAUCUUGCAACACUCGAAUCAAGAGAUAUACGGCAGGCUGUCCGUAUUUAGGUCGCUCAGGCUGUAAUGAAAAGAAAUCAUGAGCCUGGAAGUGCACCCGCUCGUCCAGUCCAUGAGCCAAUGUCAGUCGUUGGGCAGCCUCCUGGUUUGAUGGCUGAUCCUGGAUCUCAAAUAAUACUUUAGGUAAGAAUGGCGCAAUUUCAGCUUCAAUGUGACCGUUGCCACCACCAAUAUCCACGACCACGGCGCCCUCGCUCAAGGACUCCCAAUCAAACCCACGGAGAAAGGGUAAGCUUGAACCACCGGAAUGUAAAGAAAACAGAUCGACCAUUCCUUGACUGAACACUUCCAUCCCUUUCCCCUCUACGUCGUCUUCGAGUUGCUCGUAGCAGCUUCUACCCUUUCUUUUCGGAUCCGCUAAAGCACAUGGCAUCACUGGCGUUCCAUUCAAUACUUCGGUACAUAGCGCAGUUGCAAUAUCAUAGCAGCCCUGAUUGAACAGUUUGCUCAAUCUCAGUCCAACCCAUGCUCUUGAGUUCGGCAACUCGGCACUGAGUGCAGUAUGGUAUAUCAUUCCGCCGUCACCUUGUCUGAAGAGACCCAUCAGGUACGCAAACCGGAGUUGUUUCUCGAAAGCGGGCAUGUUCUUCACGCCAACCUUCCGAGCUACCUCGCAAACCGAGCUUCCCGUAUCCAGAGGCACUACGGCAGCAACGUUCAGGGUAUCCAUGGUACGCAGUACUUCGAUCUCUGUCACACGGGGUCCGGCAUAUGCUGCCAGAAUAUCAGAUGGCCCCAGUACGAAAUUGAGAAGAGUUUGCGAUGUGUCGAUAAGUUUUGAUCGAGCUGCCAGGAUAGAUGGUUGACAUUGGGAAUCUACCCAGUCACUUCGGCCACCAGGAGAGAAUGUUGGUUGCGGUAAGUUGUGUUGAUCAAGCAGCGCUUGGAGAGUGUUUGCCGACUCUUGAAUAGAGCUAGCAAGGCUUCUCAGACUGACACCCUCAACUAAGUCCAUGACGAGGACGAUAAUUCUGCUUUGGAGAAGUGUGAGAAUAGAGGAGAGGUAGAAUCGAACCACUUGCUCAAGACAAAUGGACAAAACAUCAGCUGUAAAGUUCAUACGAUCCCUUCUGCCUCGAUCCGACAGACGUUUGUGAGGACUUCACGUAAUACCCGGCACUGUCGCAGCUGAUCCAAUAAUAUUCACGAGUCUUAUCUUGAUGAAUAUACGCGCCGGUCUUGAGCUUAGGAAAGAACAACGAAACAGGAUCGAGAUGCGUGCAAUCCUCCCCAAGAAAUACCAAGUCCCGUUCCCCGCGGCUGACCUUGAUCUGAAGCGGUGGCGUGGAUGCUAUCACCUGCGGCAUAUAACCAAAGAGGGCUGGAUCAUCUUUCUUGGGAACUGGGACUGCUUUUGACAAUGGUUAGAUGCUGAAAAUACCGGUCUGUUGAUGGCGUGAUGUGUG
Messenger RNA from Cadophora gregata, 5300 nucleotides. RefSeq lists its product as uncharacterized. The record is from RefSeq and is a predicted model, not a curated record. The transcript has 2 exons. The coding region runs from base 110 to 3004 and encodes 964 amino acids. Lineage: Eukaryota; Fungi; Ascomycota; Leotiomycetes; Helotiales; Ploettnerulaceae.